GAGUCCCUUCUGUACAAAAAACGUUUGGUGCUUUCGUCAUGAACGGAGAAAGAGUGGAACAAGGCGCUUUUCCUUGGAUGGUAGCUGUGAUGAUAAGGGAGGAUAAUGGCAACUUCUCACCAUGGUGCACAGGUUUUCUAAUUGACAGUCGUCACGUCUUAUCGGCAGCCCACUGUUUUGACAAAAUUGAGAGAGGACUUUAUUCUACCCGUAUUGGGGACAUCUAUCAUGCCAAAGGAACUCGGUACGACGUCGUAAACGUUGUCAAACAUCAGGGAUAUAGACCCCGUUUUUAUUACGAUGACAUUGCAAUGCUUACGCUCGACAGGGAUGUGACAUUUCCUGGCUUCAAUCCCGUCUGCUUGCCAGACGAACAGAUGUCCAGACGAAAUUUGGAAACACAAGGUACUACAGUUGCUGGUUGGGGAGCCGCAAGAGCAGGAGGCAUGAUGAGUGACGUGUUGAUGCGAUUGUCUUCCAUACCAGUCAUUUCUAACAGAGAAUGCAACAGGACGUUUCGAGAACGACUGACCGGAUUCCGGGAUCAAUUUCCCAGAGGCGUCACAGCUGGUUUCUUAUGUGCCGGAUUUCCUCAAGGGGGCAAGGACAGUUGCAAUGGAGAUUCUGGCGGUCCACUCAUGAUCCGUGAUAACGGUCGGUGGGUGGUGGUUGCCAUCGUCUCUUUCGGGUAUGACUGUGGGAGGCCCGGAUUUCCAGGAGGAUACACAAGAAUCUCCCACUACAUGAACUGGAUUCGGAGGCACAUGAGCUCAUGAAUAUUACUUGGCGAUAACGAUUUGUCUUUCAGUGAAAUGAAGCGCUUUAAAUUCGCAAGUUUCAUCAAACUUAGAAAUAAACGGAUAGAAAGGAAAAUUACUUG
Messenger RNA from Uloborus diversus, 880 nucleotides. RefSeq names its product clotting factor B-like. The transcript has 5 exons. NCBI's taxonomy places the organism in Eukaryota, Metazoa, Arthropoda, Arachnida, Araneae, Uloboridae. Gene Ontology annotation, biological process: proteolysis. The coding region runs from base 39 to 776 and encodes 245 amino acids. Gene Ontology annotation, molecular function: serine-type endopeptidase activity. The record is from RefSeq and is a predicted model, not a curated record.